Messenger RNA from Hemicordylus capensis (graceful crag lizard), 5429 nucleotides. RefSeq names its product protein kinase C theta (gene PRKCQ). Lineage: Eukaryota; Metazoa; Chordata; Lepidosauria; Squamata; Cordylidae. Bases 149 to 2269 code for a protein of 706 amino acids. Gene Ontology annotation, molecular function: ATP binding; diacylglycerol-dependent serine/threonine kinase activity. The record is from RefSeq and is a predicted model, not a curated record. Gene Ontology annotation, biological process: protein phosphorylation. The transcript has 18 exons.
GUGGCUGGCUGCGAGUGAGUGAGUGAGAAGAGCAGCUGUUGUGGCAACCACCGUUUGAGUUGGGCUCUUUCAGGCUCUCCGGCUGAAACAGCUCGGGGGACAAGAAGCAGAACAGAAGGAGGCCUCAGCCUGGAGGACAGAGCCAACUAUGUCCCCCUUUCUCCGGAUCGGAUUGUCCAACUACGAUAGCGGUCCCUACCUGCCUUCCCAAGGGGAUGUGAUCAAUCCGUACUGUGCCGUCAUGGUCAAAGAAGCCGUUGAGUCUGAGAAUGGCCAAGUCUACGUCCAGAAGAAGCCCACCAUGUACCCUCCUUGGAACAGCACUUUCGACGCCCACAUCCACAGAGGCCGGGUCAUGCACAUCAUUGUGAAGGAUAAGAGUGCCGAGAUGGUCGCCGAAACGACAGUUGAACUCAACGUGGUUGCAGACAAGUGUAAGAGGAGUAAUGGGAAAACUGAAAUCUGGCUAGAACUGACGCCCCAAGGGAGAAUGCUAAUGAACGCACGAUACUUCCUGGAAACCACUGAUGAUCCAGAGUUUAUUGAUUGCGAAAAGGAAGGGUUUUUCUCUCUGCACCAGCGCAGAGGUGCCAUCAAGCAAGCCAAGAUCCACAACGUCAAGUGUCACGAGUUCGCAGCCACCUUCUUCCCCCAGCCCACGUUCUGCUCCGUUUGCCACGAGUUCGUCUGGGGUCUUAACAAGCAAGGCUACCAAUGCAGGCAAUGCAAUGCUGCCAUUCACAAGAAGUGCAUCGACAAAGUAAUAGCUAAGUGUACGGGAUCGGCUGUCGACAGUAGAGAAACCAUGUUUCACAAGGAGAGGUUCAAGAUCGACAUGCCUCACAGGUUUAAGGUCUACAAUUACAAAAGCCCCACAUUCUGCGACCACUGUGGCACACUGCUGUGGGGCCUUGCAAGGCAGGGCCUGAAAUGUGAUGCCUGUGCCAUGAAUGUCCACCACAAAUGCCAAACCAAAGUGGCGAACCUCUGCGGCAUAAACCAGAAGCUCAUGGCUGAAGCAUUGGCACUGAUCGAGAGCACGCAGCAGGCUCGUAGUCUUCGCGACCCGGAGCAGAUCUUAAGAGAAGGACCCAUUGAAAUUGUUCUUCCUGACAAAGAUGCCCCUUCUGCCCCUUCCAUACCAGUGCCUCCAAUAGGGAAAAGAGAACCUCAAGGUAUUUCAUGGGAAUCACCAGUGGAAGACGUUACAGGUCGUGAUUCUCCAGUGGAGCUGGAGCCCAAGAGAGACUUCCAACUAGAUCUUCCAAAACUAACCAUAGAUGAUUUUACUUUGCACAAAAUGCUGGGGAAAGGAAGUUUUGGCAAGGUCUUCCUUGUGGAACUGAAGUCUACCAAUGAGUUUUUCGCAAUGAAAGCACUGAAGAAGGAGGUGGUGCUGAUGGAUGACGACAUCGAAUGUACCAUGGUAGAGAAGCGUGUCCUCUCUCUGGCUUGGGAACAUCCGUUUCUCACUCACGUCUUCUGUACAUUCCAAACCAAGGAAAAUCUAUUUUUCAUAAUGGAAUACCUCAACGGGGGAGACCUGAUGUUUCAUAUACAAAUCUGCCAUAAGUUUGACACUGGCAGAGCAAGGUUCUACGCUGCUGAAAUAAUUUGUGGCUUGCAGUUCCUUCAUUCCAAAGGCAUCAUAUACAGAGACCUAAAGCUUGAUAAUGUUCUCUUAGACAAAGAAGGACACAUCAAGAUUGCUGACUUUGGAAUGUGCAAAGAGAAUAUAUUUGGGGAAGCCAAGGCAAGCACAUUCUGUGGAACCCCCGACUAUAUUGCCCCUGAGAUUCUGCUGGGACAGAAAUACAACACAUCUGUUGAUUGGUGGUCAUUUGGCGUCCUCCUGUAUGAAAUGCUGAUUGGCCAGUCUCCCUUCCAUGGCCAGGAUGAGGAGGAGCUCUUCCAAUCUAUUCGUAUGGACAAUCCAUUCUAUCCUCGAUGGCUUGACAAGGAUGCAAGAGAUAUUUUAGUGAAGCUGUUUGUAAGAGAACCGGAGAGGAGGCUGGGGGCCAGAGGGGACAUCCGCCGGCAUGCCUUUUUCCAAGAAAUCAACUGGGAAGCUCUGGAAGAAGGAGCCGUGGAACCACCUUUCAAGCCCAGAGUGAAAUCACCUGGUGAUUGCAGCAACUUCGACAAGGAAUUUCUGAACGAGAAACCCCGGCUUUCGUGUGGAGACAGAACUCUCAUUAACAGCAUGGACCAAACCAUGUUCAGCAAUUUUUCAUUUACCAACCCCAUCAUGGAGAAGUUGUUGUCCUGAGAGAAGGAAAAGAAAUGGCCUCCAGUCUCCCAGCCAGUUGCUGUAGCUCUUCAUUUCUGUUGGAGACAAUGCUGUUGACUUAAUCAUGACUCCAGACAGAAACUCUCCGAAGGGAAGAUCGAUCAGCAAGGGGCUUUCACCCGGGCUCACCCUGUAGCAGAUUCAGUGUCCGUUAACAUUGGAAUUCGCCCCUGCUCUUGAGAGAUCUUGGUUCACGUUUGAGAUAUGGUGGAAUUUCUGCUCUGCACACAAGUGCUCAACAUCCCUACGUCUACUACUACUACUACUAUGAAUAUUUAUAUACUGCUCUUCAACCAGCGUUCUCAAACCAGUUUGAUUGAUUGAUUAAGUACCGUCAAGUCGGUAUCAUCUCGUAGCAAUCACAUAGAUAGAUUGUCUCCAGGAUGAUCUGUCUUCAGCUUGGCCUUUAAGGUCUCUCAGUGGUGCAUUCAUUGCUGUCAUAAUCGAGUCCAUCCACUUUGCUGCUGCUCAUCCUCUUCUUCUCUUCAACUUUCUCUAGCAUUAUGGACUUCUCAAGGGAGCUGGGUUUUCGCUUAAUGUGUCCAAAGUAUGAUAGUUUGAGCCUGGUCAUUUGUGCCUCAGGUGAAAAUUCUGGAUUGAUUUGUUCUAAGAUCCAUUUGUUUGUUUUCCUGGCUGCCCAUGGUAUCCUCAAAAGCCUUCUCCAGCACCAAAGUUCAAAAGCGUCAAUGCUUUUUCUGUCUUGCUUCUUCAAAGUCCAGCUUUCGCAUCCAUAGAGUGUCAAGGGGAAAACCAUUGUCUGAACAAUUCUAAUCUUUGUAGGUAUAGACGCGUCACAGCUUCUAAAUAUCCUUUCCAAGGCCUUCAUUGCAACCCUACCAAGUGCUAGUCUGCGGCAUAUUACUUGACUGCUGGAUCCUUUACUGUUGAUGGUCAAUCCUAAAAGGCAGAAGCUAUCCACCACUUCAUGUCUUCAUUAUCAAUUCUGAGGCUGGUUGCUGUACCCGUUGUCAUUCGUUUAGUCAGUUUACAUAGAAAAGCGGUUUACAUAGAAAAAUAAGUUUGCAUAGAGAAAUAAGUAAUACAUAAAUAAGAUGGGCCCCUGUCCCCAAAGAGCUCACACUCUAAAAAGAACCAAAAGGCAGACACCAGCAACAGCCACAGCAGCAUAGGAUAGUUGGAUAGGGCCAGUUGUUCUCCCCUUGCUAAAUAUAAGAGAAAUCCCCUUCUGUGAGAUGAUCUGCUGGAUCUUGUGAGAUCUCUUUUCAGACUCUCUCAGGAUCUCAGGGGGCCCUUGUGCCCUUGUGCAAGUCUUGUAAUCUCCACUCUGCUUUGGCCUCAGAGAAACCUUGGGAACUCCUAAGAAGUCAUCACACACAGCACUGUACACUGCUCAGACGGCAGAAAGGGCCCCCAUCACCUUGCCUUCUGUGAUGCUCCCCAACUACCAUGUUUAGAAGGCUCUGGGGGCCUGUGUGGGCUGAACUUUGGGGAGGGGAGUCAAUGUGGGGCUUGUGUAUUUAAUUAAGCUCCCUUGAUCUUUUUGCGCAUAAUUCAGUUACUGACAAUACAGCUAGUUCCUUCAGCUCCCUGAGGCUGCUUUGCGAAGAAUAAGCACUCCCUGGCCUGUCUGUCCCUCUAUUUCUGGGCCUUUCCCCAGUAAUCAGGGGUGUGGGUAUGCACUAAAUAUGUUUCUUGUCUGCUGGGGGCAGUCCAGACAUCUCCCAAGGUUGCCUUUCAGAUGAAGAGUAGCACAUUUCCCAACCACACCGAUCACUAUAUUUUGUACCUGGGUAAACUCAUUCUUUCCUUAGACUGAAAUAACAGUGACUGCACACAAUGCAGUUGUGCAACAGGCACCUGUUGGAUAUUGUCAACAAUGGGAAUAGUGGUGAGUGGCACAAGUCCCUGGCUGUUCUUCUGUGAGCUUUUUGCUUUUUAUUUUAUUGAGUUCUCGGAAGGCUGUGCACUUGCCCUCCUUGGUCCAGGAGCGCACAGCUCACCUCAUUUAAGAGAGGGAGAGGGAGAGGGAGAGGGAGGGAGAGGGAGAGGGAGAGGGAGAGGGAUCCACAAAAACUCUUGGAUACCUGGCAUAUAUUGUUUGCAACCAUCUAGUGAUCCAUGCAUAGUAGAGAUGGUUAUGGAAUCUUGCAUGUGUCUGUGGGAUCUCGCUGCAUGCAGAGAUCCCACAUCUGUGGGAUCUCGCUGCAUGCAGAAAGCAACAGCCGAUCCACUGUUCUUCCCUGCAGGAAAUCCCACCAUAAGGAGGUAUCACAAUCCUGGGCAGACUACCAGAGCAGACCUGCAGAUUGGUUCUGUGCAUGCAGAGACAGGUAAAAUGGUGCAGUGUGGACCAGGUCCUCCCAGACUAUUUCCAAGUUUUAAUGCCUGGACAGAUGCCUAUUUCCAUCAAAGUAUAUUGUGCAGCAUCCUCCUUCACACAAAUUUCUCUGGACAAGAGCUGGUGGGGUGGGGCAGCGGAAAGUGUGAGCCACACCCUUGCUUCGGUCCUUCUUGCCUGGAUCAUGGAUGCGGCCCAUGGCCCUUAAGCAGCAACAAUCUCUCAGUCUGUUCACUCUCAUCUGCAACAUGGUGAUCAUUCUGACCGGACUUAUUGUACCCCAUCCUGGACUUUGGGCGGCCCAGCCUCCACUGAGAAGGACCCUACAUGGACCUCACAAACUCAUAUUGCACCACUUUCCCCCUCCCCACAGGAUCUUUGCAUGAUAUGCAGGUCUAUCGAUGGCUACUAGUCUUGAUGGCCAUGGGCUACCUCCAGGCUGAGGCAAGAUGCCUCCAAAUACCAGUUGCAGGGGAGCAGCGGCAGGAGAGAGGGCAUGCCUUCAUCUCCUGCCUGUGAGCUUCCCAGAGGCAUCUGGUGGGCCACCGUGGGAAACAGGGUGCUGGACUAGAAGGGCCUCCUUGGGCCUGAUCCAGCAGGGCUGUUCUUCUGAUCAUAUAUGGGCCCUCUAUCUGCCCAUAACGAUGGGCAUUUUGCUCCUAUGUAUAUAAGAUUCCUCGGGAUGCUAGUUUAAUGGGUAGUCCAGAUUCCGCUUCAGUAAAUAGAAGAACUCUGUGCGCACAGUCCUUGCCUCAAGAUCGUGGUGCUUAAUUAGAACUGUUAAUAUGAAUUUUUAAACUGUAUGUCAUGUUUGUACAGGUUAAUAAAAUGCCACUUGUG